Messenger RNA from Hypoxylon trugodes, 1242 nucleotides. Its product is annotated as NAD(P)-binding protein. The record is from RefSeq and is a predicted model, not a curated record. Gene Ontology annotation, molecular function: oxidoreductase activity. Gene Ontology annotation, cellular component: cytosol. The transcript is spliced from 2 exons. Lineage: Eukaryota; Fungi; Ascomycota; Sordariomycetes; Xylariales; Hypoxylaceae. The coding region runs from base 157 to 1068 and encodes 303 amino acids.
CGGAUGGCCGAAUGCCGGGGAUAAUCGCUGAUGGCUGAUACCUAUGGACCAAUGCCAAUGCAUUUGUCAAUUAAGUAGGUGAGGUAGGGGGUGGGUAGCAAACCGAUCCAUGCAGCACCCUUUGUCCCUCGCGGGCUAUAAAGCCUAGCGUUCAUCAUGGCGACAGUUGCAGCAAACAGACAAGCCGCUACCAAUUUUACCAAGACCAUACACCAUGACACGUAUGAGUACAUAUCCUCAAAGAGGUUGGACCUUUCUGGAAAAUCCGUCUUCGUCACUGGCGCAUCUAAAGGUAUCGGGAAGGAGACGGUUCUUAGCUUCGCCGCGGCGGGUUGCUCUAAGAUAGGCAUUGGGGCUCGAUCCGACCUGUCGCACCUGAUACCCGAGAUUAAAGAAGCAGCCAAAAAGGCAGGUCGCAAGGAAGAGCCCAAGGUUGUCAGCGUAAAACUGGAUGUUACCUCGGAUGAUAGUGUCAAGGCCGCCGCCGAAACCAUCUCCAAGGAGUUUGGAGGCAAGUUGGAUAUAUUAAUCAACAACGCUGGAUACCUGGCGGAAUGGCUACCGAUUGGUAGCGCGAAGCCCGACGACUGGUGGAUGACGUAUGAAGUGAACGUCAAGGGUCCUUUCUUAUGUAGCAGAUAUUUUAUCCCACUGCUUCUUGAAACCGACACCAAGACAAUUAUCAUAACGACAAGCGGUGGUGCUAUCGCAGUUAUACCCGGCGCAUCGGCCUACCAAUCCACCAAAUUCGUAGGAUGCAGACUCGCGGAAUUCCUAGCAACCGAAUAUCAAGACCAAGGCCUCGUAUCUAUCGCUUUACAUCCUGGCGGCGUUAAGACGGAGCUAGCGGCGCAGAUGCCUCCCUGGAUGCAUGCAAUCCUGGUUGAUGAACCACAGCUUCCCGGGGAUAGUGCGGCAUGGUUAGCAUCCCAAAACAGGUCAUGGUUAAGCGGAAGAUAUGUUAGCGCUCAGUGGGAUAUGGAAGAGCUUGACGCCAAGAAAGAUGAAAUCGUGGAAAAAGACUUAUUGAAGUUUAGGUUGACGACAGAUUUUACGGCCUCAUUAUAAGGGAUGAACGCUUGCUGAAUUUUGAACAGCAGUGUUUUUUUGUUCAUCUCUUCUUCAUGUUAUAUGUAUAGCCUUAUGAAGUUAUUUCUUGUAGAUUGAUGAGAAAGGAAACUCUCCUGAUUUUUGGUUUGAAUGUGUAAAUCAUAGCCAAAUAAACUUCAAUUAGAAUUGGAA